Messenger RNA from Acyrthosiphon pisum (pea aphid), 1152 nucleotides. Its product is annotated as peptide transporter family 1-like. The transcript has 6 exons. The record is from RefSeq and is a predicted model, not a curated record. Lineage: Eukaryota; Metazoa; Arthropoda; Insecta; Hemiptera; Aphididae. Bases 316 to 678 code for a protein of 120 amino acids.
AACUAUAAUUUUGAGCUAUAAAAAAAAAUAGAUAUUAAAAAAUGCAUUUCAUAAAAAAUGUUAAAGUUCAUACGCUCAAUGUUCUCGGUUCGAUGAAACUUGUGUGUGAACUGUGAGUUGAACAGUUUGACUUGGUCCGGUGUCGUUUGAUAUUUUAAAUUUCCCAUUUUAAAAAUUGUAAACAAAUGCUUUGAUAACAUACAGCAAAUUUGUCAGAGUUAAUACGUGAUUGGAAAAACUAUAAAGUUCAGGAACGUUAAUAUUAUUGUACCAGCACACCCAUUAAGGACCAAAAAUAUAAAUUUUUAGCACAGCAUGGAAUUGACAUCUGUUCAAAAGGAAAAAUCGAUAUACCCCAAGUACACAUGGCUUAUCGUAAUCAGUGAAUUGUGUGAACGAUUUACCUAUUUUGGAUUGAAAUCUGUUUUGAUUUUAUACCUGACAAGAAUACUGCAGUUCAACGGAGAAGAAUCAACAAUAAUAUAUCACAGUUUCAUAUUUCUUGCGUGUAUCAUGCCAUUGCCGAGUGCAAUUUUGGGAGACUCUUAUUGGGGAAAAUUCAAAACAAUAAUGUAUUUGUCAUUUUUCUACGUAUUGGGAUGCUUAGUGCUCACCGGUGGAUCAAUUGCAGAUAUGUUCGGCCUCGACGUUCAAAAAAAUCAGUUGAGUGCAUUUUGAUGAACAAUGUUUUUAGUUUUGUUUUCUGGUGCAAAAAUAAACAACGAAGACGGUUUUCCAACACGCGAACUGGCAACGUACAGCUGCCCGUCCGAAAAACAUGGAAAUUCCAAAUUGAUCCCACAGACUUCCAACGAUUGGCCUUGCGAUUUACUGAUUGUCAUCGCAAAAGCCAAUUGAACGGGAAACUGAAUCCGCUUAAACUGAAAUUGAAUAUCUGUUGGAAUGAUCGGAAUUCGUGGGAUAAGGACUUCCUCUCCUUUGAAAUUGCCCUUGAUGAUCGUUGAUUGUAUUACAUUGUUCAUCAGUUUCUUGAUGGACAAAAGCAGCGCGAUUCAAGGCUACAUCUGAACUUCGUCUUAUAUUAAUAUGUUGUCGAAUUUGAGGCGGCGUUUGUGCAGCGCGGGCCUGUGUAUUAUGAGCACGUAUCAAUUCAUUUGCUUCUGCCCGCUCCUCUUGCGUUUGAUUAUAACG